Drepanopeziza brunnea f. sp. 'multigermtubi' MB_m1 is the source of this 399-nucleotide messenger RNA. Lineage: Eukaryota; Fungi; Ascomycota; Leotiomycetes; Helotiales; Drepanopezizaceae. The record is from RefSeq and is a predicted model, not a curated record.
AUGUCGAAUCAAGGAUACUAUCAACAAGGACCUCCGCCGCAACAACAACAAUACGGCCAGCAGCCUCAAUACGGCGGAGGACCUCAACAAGGAUACGCCGCUCCGCAAUACCCCCAACAAUCGUACGGCGGACCCCCCCAAGGUCAAUACCAAGGCGGUUACCAACAAGGCCCUCCAAUGCAACAACACCCAAGCAGAAAGGUGGUGCGUGCGGAGGAGGCUGUCUCGGCGUCUGUCUCGCCACCUUGUGCUGUUGCUGCGUUGCCGAAGAAGGGUGCGAGAUGUGCGCCGAGUGCGCUGAGUGCUGCUGCUAGAGAGCAAAACUACCAGACCAGACCAGACCAGACCGGACCGGACCAGACCAGGCCAACCGAAUGGAUGGAAAGCGGCGCGAAAUAA